Molecule: messenger RNA, 1358 nt
Organism: Salvia splendens (bonfire salvia)
Lineage: Eukaryota; Viridiplantae; Streptophyta; Magnoliopsida; Lamiales; Lamiaceae
Product: ethylene-responsive transcription factor CRF2
Exons: 1
Coding region: 410-1249 (279 amino acids)
Biological process (GO): regulation of DNA-templated transcription
Molecular function (GO): DNA-binding transcription factor activity; DNA binding
Source: RefSeq, a predicted model, not a curated record
CCUCUUCGCGCUCUCCACCUUGCCUCAACCCAACUUUCCUCUCUCACACAAACACUCUCUGUUGGGGGAAGAGAAAAUCAAAGGAAUCCGAGUUCUGGUCUUGGUUGUACUUGUACUCAAAUUAGAUAAACAAAAACCAACGGAAAUUACAAUACUCCCAUUUCCAUUUGUGUUAUCUUCUUCUGCCUACAUUCUCUGUUCCCUUUUCUUCACCACUUUACCUCUCUCUGUUUUUCAACUACUUUUUCCUUGUCAAUAUACCCAUAUUUUCACCCCCUUUUUCCCUGUGCCUCAAUACUUGUCUCUUUAACGUUUCGCUUUCUCUUUAUUCUCAAAGAAUCUCUCAAUUCUCCUUUAUUUUCAAUGCAAAUCUAAACAAAAAGGGGGAAAAAAGUCCUCUGUUUCUGAGAUGCAAGAACAGAAAACAAUGUUUUCUACAACCAGGGUUAAGUACAUCACCACCAGGAGGCGGGAAAAUCCAAUUUCCGGCGGAAAAACUGUUUUUCCGGCGAGGACGGUGCGCUUCUCCGUCGCCGACCCCGACGCCACCGACUCCUCCAGCGACGACGAAGAGAGAGGCUUCAGUGUGAAGCGCCGAAGAGUCAGAAAAUUCAUCAACGAGGUCAGAAUCCAGCCCUACUGCAGAGACGGCGCCGCCGCCGUCAAGAUAAGCCGCCCCCGCCGCCCCCGGAUGAAGAAGUUCCGCGGCGUGCGGCAGCGGCCGUGGGGGAAAUGGGCGGCGGAGAUUCGCGACCCACGGCGGCGCGUGAGGCUGUGGCUCGGCACCUACGACACGGCGGAAGAAGCCGCUAUGGUGUACGACCACGCGGCUGUCCAGCUGCGUGGCCCCGACGCGCUCACCAACUUCUCCACUCCGGGUCACAACACGCCCGAGUCGCCCAAGUCUGUGCUACGGUUCGUUUCCGUGGCUGACUCCCAAGCGGAAGCCGAGCCUGAAACCGAACCCGAGGAGUCGUCUUGUGCUUUCCCCAAAACCGUCGGGAAAGAUGCCGAGAGCUUGUCGAAUUUCGCGAUAUUUCCCCCGAGCGACGAUAUUUUCGCCGAGUUUAACUUGUUUGACGAAGCCGGUUUCUUAGGCGACAUUUUGGGUGUGGAUUUCAGCAGCAGCAGCGAUUUGCUUAUCGGGUCAAGUACAGAUUUCGGGCUCGGGUCAUUCAGCGGGCAAACCGACGACUUCUUCCAUGAGUUUGGAGAUAUAUUCGGGUCGGAUCCACUAGUUGCACUUUGAGUAUUUUAACUUAGAAUUUUUGUUGAUUUCUUCGGCAGUUUUGGUUAAUUAGUGUUUUAUUUUAUUUAUUUGUGAGGUAAAUUCGAAUGUUUAUUGUGCUAAUAAUUAA